This is a messenger RNA of Phytophthora infestans T30-4, 192 nucleotides long. RefSeq lists its product as uncharacterized. The record is from RefSeq and is a predicted model, not a curated record. Bases 1 to 192 code for a protein of 63 amino acids. The transcript has a single exon. Lineage: Eukaryota; Oomycota; Peronosporomycetes; Peronosporales; Peronosporaceae.
AUGAAAGACAGAUUUGCCUUCACGAUCCACUCGAGCCAGCCAGACCGGUGCGACGGGUAUAGUGCACCACAGAACCUGUCUGCGCACAUGCAGGAGGUUGAUCAAGCCAUUUGGAUUCGACUACUCGUGCACUUUGCUGCAGCGGCACCGGAAGUACUCAGGCACAGUCUCAUCAUACUGAUCUCGGCAUGA